AGCAUCAUUUACAUCUCACUAUUUCUUGAAUAAAACAAGAGAGCCCCGACAUACAGCUUCUUCAAUUGCAAUACCAUAGUUAACUCGUCUUACAAUACUAUACAAAUCAGUCAAAUAUCGCACGAUUUUGCAUUAAUAGCGAGAAAACCGCAAAAAUGCACACCCCCCUCGCAACCCUCGCAACCCUCCUAACCCUCCUCUCCAUUCUCACCCUCACCACCGCGCAAUUCGGAUUCUUCGACCAAAUGUUCGGCGGCGGCCAACAAGCGCAGCAACGUCAACAACCCCAAAACGUACCAAGCGACUCCUCCAUCUACCGCUCCAACUUCGACCGCAUGCACUGCGACAAUUACCUAUGUCCAGACACCUUAGCCUGCGUUCACUUCCCCCAUCAUUGCCCUUGUGCUUGGCCCGCUCACGAGGAUAAGUUUGAGAUGGGUGAGGGUCACCGGAUAUGUGUCUCGAAGGGUGGAUUCAAGCCUGGUGAGGCUGCACGAAAAGUCGAACUCGCUCGGAAGGGAUUGCUAUGAAUUAUCGAGAUGUCAAGCUCUGAAAUGGUCUCGAGGGAGGAAAAGGAAUAAUAUCGAAUUGCUUGUACGGCGUUAUAGAUACCGCUUAGACUGAGUAUCAAAGUAGAAUAUCAUUGUAAACUCGGGCACCUCGAUUCGACAAUGUCAGUCUGUCCAUCAAAUCUAAUCAAAUGACGUAUUAGUGAAUGUUCUCAUUGAUUUUGAAGACAAUAGUCCUCAUGGCAAAGCGUCUAUAGCUAUAACUACAACCCCGAU
Molecule: messenger RNA, 785 nt
Organism: Hypoxylon trugodes
Lineage: Eukaryota; Fungi; Ascomycota; Sordariomycetes; Xylariales; Hypoxylaceae
Exons: 2
Coding region: 156-530 (124 amino acids)
Source: RefSeq, a predicted model, not a curated record